AUGGACGAUGAACACAGCUCCGACCCGGGCACACCGGAUGAAUUCCGCCCAAGUAAUCCAACCUCGCCGGGCUCGGUUGAUGCAUCGUCAGAGGCGAGCACGCCCCUUGAUCCGCCCAGUUCGAGCUCCGACACAGCACCCGCCUUCGCUCCAGAGAGCGAGGGGCCCCCACGCCGAGUUCCGUCAUUGCGAAGCCGCUCUGACCCGCAGAGUACUAGUCAAAUGAGCCCCAGCUCGAGUGUCACGGGCAUUCUGAAUACUAUGAGGAGGCCGCCGCCGAGCGCAAACAGUCUCCCUUCGGACGUCAUGCAAAAAGCAAGGGCGUUGCAGGCGCAACGUAUGAAUAUGACUGCCCGCGCUGCCAGCUCGGCCACCACAAGUAUGAGCAUGAACAUGGGCGGCCCGGUCGGCGGGGGCAUGGCUGGCGGCAUGCCGCCCAACAUGAAAUUACCGGGUGGCUUGGCUCGGCCCGUACCGUCUUCGUUUCCGAAAUCUGCACCCGCCGUUCCAGCGGCGGCAAAGAAACCCCCGAGCCUGAGCGAGAGGAGAGCCAUGAAACUGGGUGCUCUGCCCGGUUCCGGAACCCCGUCACCUUCUGGCACCCCGAAGCUGCCAGACAUGGGCGGUCAAGACUCGAGGCAGCGGCCGUCCUUGAAUGGAGAAGGGCGCGGUUCCAGACUUACCGACUUUAAGAACUACAUCGAUGCAGAAAAGGGUUGGAUUACGUUUGAUGGCGCGGCGACAAUCACGCGGACAGGAGUCAAUUUCGCAAAUGGACAAGCGUUUUCAAUCUCGCUGGACGAGAUAGACGUGCUCGAUGAGUUGGGCAAAGGGAAUUAUGGCACAGUAUACAAGGUCCGCCACGCGCGGCCAAAGGCUCCUCGGUUUGGUCAGGGUUUGAGCGGCUUCAGGCAGCAUUCGUCGACCGAGACGGAAGCGGACGAGGGCACAUCGGCAAGCACCUCAAACGGCGGACGCACAACUACAGGCGUGAUCAUGGCAAUGAAGGAAAUCCGACUUGAGCUAGAUGAAGCCAAGUUCACAACCAUUCUCAAAGAACUCGUCAUCUUACACGAGUGCGUUUCCCCUUAUAUCAUCGACUUCUAUGGCGCCUUUUUCCAAGAAGGGGCCGUCUACAUGUGCAUUGAAUACAUGGACGGCGGCAGCAUUGACAAGCUCUACGCUGGAGGGAUCCCUGAGAACGUGCUGCGGAAGAUCACGUUUGCGACGAUUGUGGGCCUCAAAACCCUCAAAGACGACCACAACAUCAUCCACCGCGACGUCAAGCCCACCAAUAUCUUGGUCAACACGAAUGGGCAGGUCAAGAUUUGCGAUUUCGGCGUGUCUGGCAAUCUGGUUGCAAGCAUCGCCAAAACCAACAUUGGUUGCCAAAGCUAUAUGGCGCCCGAGCGCAUCAGCGGUGGCGCCAUGGCGGCUGGGCCCGGUGGCGUCGCGAACGGAACAUACAACGUCCAGAGCGACAUCUGGAGUUUAGGCUUGACCAUCAUCGAGUGCGCAAUGGGGAAGUACCCGUACCCACCCGAGGUGUCCAGCACGAUAUUUAGCCAGCUAAGUGCCAUCGUCGAAGGCGAUCCUCCGGACCUCCCUAGCGAAGGUUACUCUGCUGCGGCACAAGACUUUGUCCGCUCGUGCCUGAACAAGAUCCCGACCAAGCGGCACACGUAUCCGAUGCUGCUCACGCACCCCUGGAUCAAGGCACUCGGCAAGCCCGAGACGAUUGCCGAAGACGCUGAGGCCGAGGAUGCAGCUGCCGAGAACGAGCUCGCCGAUGCCACGGGCUCAAUGAGCUUGAAUAAUCCCUCUGGUCUUGUCGGUGAAGGAGACUACGAGGUUGCCGAGUGGGUCAGGACGGUGUUGGAGCGCAAGAGGAAAGGGCUGCUCAAGGACGAGGCAAAGAAGCCGGCUUUGCACGCAGCGCCGCUGGACUCGGUGAGCCCGGUGUCGAGUCCCUUUGUACGGGCCUGA
Molecule: messenger RNA, 1986 nt
Organism: Canariomyces notabilis
Lineage: Eukaryota; Fungi; Ascomycota; Sordariomycetes; Sordariales; Chaetomiaceae
Product: kinase-like protein
Exons: 2
Coding region: 1-1986 (661 amino acids)
Biological process (GO): protein phosphorylation; MAPK cascade; cellular hyperosmotic response
Molecular function (GO): ATP binding; MAP kinase kinase activity
Source: RefSeq, a predicted model, not a curated record